AUGUCAACCAGUUUGGCCCGGCCUCCACGGGGCGCCAGACUUCAACAUGGUGCCGCCGUCUCCAACAUGGCGCCGCCGUCUCCAACAUGGCGCCGCCGUCUCCAACAUGGCGCCGCCGUCUCUCACAUGGUGCCGCCGUCUCUCACAUGGCGCCGCCGUCUCUCACAUGGCGCCGCCGUCUCUCACAUGGCGCCGCUGUCUCUCACAUGGCGCUGCUGUGUGGUAUUCCGGCUCUCAUCUGGUAUUCCCGGCACCGGCCACAUGUCUCCUGCCUGUGAUCAGAGGUGA
Knipowitschia caucasica is the source of this 288-nucleotide messenger RNA. NCBI's taxonomy places the organism in Eukaryota, Metazoa, Chordata, Actinopteri, Gobiiformes, Gobiidae. The record is from the annotation of a GenBank genome assembly.